UCAGGCUUGCUGUCGCACGUCGAUGAUUUGUAGCUGUUGGACAUCUCCCUCCCUUCUCCGCUAUUGUUUGAGGUUUUGGUGAAGGGAUUGAUAGACACCGCAUGUACUACUGGAAUUGCCCAUGCUGUGGAAUAACAUUGACAUAGGGUAAAGGUGUGUGGGCACUGCACCACCCAUCAGUGCUGGAACAGGAUGUGAUCUCACAGCAGCUCCCGAUUUCUGUCCAGCUUUGUGUUUGCGAGUGGGAACCACCUCCCGCUCCAAGGACAGGACAUGUUUGAAGCCAAAUCCCGGGCGGUGGAGAAGAAAGAGUCGAGCACUGAGACAGAUGAAGGUCUGGGCAGCAGCGGGAGGCAUUAUGGCUCCGGCUCGCUGGGCUCUGGUUCAGCCGGCUCCGUCUACCUGUCAGACAGCCAGGACUGGGUGGUCUCCCCGAGCUGCUCUCCAGACGAAGGCCCCGGCCAGCACAAUGCCAUCUCCCCCGUGCUGGCCGAGGAGACUUUCCGCUACAUGACGUAUUUUGCUUUGGAGCCCUCUUCUUAUUCCCACCCCGGCUCUCAGAGCCUCUCCAAAGUCCUCAGUGCUGAUCGCGUGGAGCAGAUGACCAAGACUUACAAUGACAUGGAAGUGGUCACGCACCUUUUGGCUGAGCGGGACAGAGACUUGGAGCUGGCAGCUCGGAUUGGUCAGUCACUUCUGCAGAGGAACCAUCUGCUGCAGGAACGCAAUGAGGCCUUAGAGGAGCAGCUAGCACAGGCCCUGGACCAGGUUCACCAGCUGCAGCAUGAGCUCAGUAAGAAGGACGAGUUGCUGCGGAUGGUGGCCAGCGUCUCGGAGGAGAGCGAGACCGACUCCAGCGUGUCCACGCCGCUACGGCAGCCUCAGCCCCCGGGGGGAACCGCCGCAGCACUCAGCCAGCUGGAGUCUCUGCAGAGCAAGCUGCAGGAGCUGGAGGAGGAGAACCUGACACUGAGGUCUGAGGCGUUUCAACUGAAGAGAGACACCAUCACCUAUGAGGAGAAGGAGCAGCAGCUAGUGAGCGACUGUGUCAAGGAGCUCCGUGAGUCCAACAGCCAGAUGGUGUCUCUGACAGAUGAACUGUCUCAGAAGAACGAGGAGCUGCUCAGACACCAGGAGGAAAUCGCUCAGCUGCUCUCCCAGAUAGUAGAGCUGCAACACAGAGUGAAGGAGCUGGCUCUGGAGAAAGAGGAGCUGAGGAUCCACCUGCAGGCCUCUAAAGAUGCUCAGAGACAGCUCACAGCAGAGCUGAACGAGUUGGCGGACAGGAAUGCGGAGUGUGUAGAGAUGCUCCAUGAAUCCCAGGAGGAGAUCAAGGCGCUUCGCAGUAAAAACACUCCCUCUGCUGGGAUGCGAAGGCACCUUUCCUACGGCCUCUACCCCAUGGACUCUCUGGCAGCGGAGAUCGAGGGCACCAUGAGGAGAGAACUGAGUGUUGAGGAAGAGAGCACCUUUCAGGACCAAAGAAUAUCCCACAAGCGAGUCUUCCAAACAGUUCGCUCCGUCAAUGCUUCAGCAUCACGGGCAGCUUCGGCCACCCCUCCUAUCCCCGGCUCAGGACAGAGCUCUCUAGUGAUGACUGCACAGCCCUUCCAGUCCACUCAGGGGGAGGAGGUGCGACUGGGCCAACCUGGCUGUCCAGGAGGAAACGACCUGACCAGAGCCCUCCACCGGCUGUCGCUGCGACGACAGAACUUCCUGUGCGAGCGUCAGUUCUUCCAGGCGGAGCGCGAGAAGAAGCUGCAGUCGCUGGCAGGGGCAGAGGCAGAUGGGGAGGGCAGCGGCUGCAGCUCACCGAUGGGCAGCAUGUUCUCCUCUUUCUCCAACCUGUCAGAUCUCUCCAUCAGCUCCAGCCUUUUCAAGACCUUCUUGCCUGAAAAGCUUCAGAUUGUCAAGCCCAUGGAAGGCUCACUGACGCUCCACCACUGGCAGCAGCUGGCAAAACCACACCUGGCCACCAUCCUGGACCCCCAUCCUGGGGUGGUGACUAAGGGUUUCUGCCCACUGGCUCAGGAUGCUGUCUACCGCCUGUCUGACAUGGAGGAAGAUGAGGAGGAUGAAGAACACAGAGGGAUCGGUGUCCUGGAGAAGGGGGCGGCAGAGCAGGGUAAGGAAGAGGAGGAAGAGGAAGUGGAGGAAAGCGGGAUCACCUUCAAGGUGCGCUUUUCGUCUACGCCGGAGGAGAGGAAAGACAGAAAGCAUUCGGUGUCGCCUCUCCCUGUCCCGCCUCUCUCCCCCACUCUGCCAACAUCACCUGGGACACCCACCACUUCCUCCUCAGUGAGAUCAGACCUGUGUCUGACCCCCACACCCCAUCAUGUGACUGAGAAAUCCAGCCUAUCAUCUCUGCCCAUUCCAGGAGCCUGUACAGCAACAGUCCAAUCACAAAGUGUGAUUUGCACCAUAACAUCAACAACAGCAUCUUCCUCUGUCCAAAAUCCAGGGAAGUGCCAGAGCUCCACCUUCUCCACCUACACUUUCACCACCUGUCACAUCCUUCACCCCAGUGACAUCACACAGGUAACCCCAAGUUCUCAGUCGCCCCUCUUGGCUAACACACCCAGCUCCAUGAGGACAGGUCCCAGUACCCCUGUGACUCCUUGCAGACUGAGUCUGGGUGACUCCUUUACCCCUCGACGCCCCCCUGCGCCCACCAGCGGCCUGGCCAAGCUGGUCCUGGAAAGGGGUAUUUCUGCACAAGUCUCCACUGACAAACCCCCUCCAACCCCAAAACCCUCAGCCCGGCAGCCCCUCUUCCGCCUCCUCCCAAGCACACCCCCUAACUCCCCCUCCCACUCACCUGCUCCCUCCCCAGUGCCCAUGGAAUCCCGCCAGCACCCAGCUGACAAUUUCCUAGCCUCACGGCCAGCAGAGCUUUUUCUCCAGGACGUUUACGGGUUGAAUCUGGGCCGUGCCCCACAUCCCGACCUACCAAGCCCUUCCCAGGAAACCCCAGCCUUUGUCCCGUCCCCUAAGUCAGGCAGAGCCAGGCCUGACCUAGUCAACGUCGGCCUAGUGGAGAGGCUGCGGCGCCUGGGAUUCACAAAGGUGCUCCAGGGUGCAGAGUCUGAGGCUUCAUUGCCACGCCAGGAUUCUGCUACUUUUGUGUCAGCAGGUGGAGGAAGCCUAUUGGACGGCCUGAGGCGCAACCAGAGCCUCCCAGCCAUGAUUGGUGCCCGAGCGGGGAAGUCAGCCGGUAACCCGACACCUCCUCCUCACCCCACCUCCCUGGCCCUCCCUCCACCACCUUGGGGAAACCUCAAAGAACGGCGCCGGCAUCUUGCCUCUGUCUCCCAUGCCCCAUCAAGUUCAACCAAACGCUGAGGUGAAGCGGUGGGUGGACCAAGAACAUGAACUCCUCCUUUACACCUCCAUCCUCUUCUUCCUCCCCUCAUAUCUCUUCCUUUCUGCAUUUGGAGAGAGGAGUCAGGGCAUCCGGUGGGCAGAGCAAUCCCUCCUUUUUAUGACCUAAUUUAAAAGCACAAUUUAACUAAACUGACUGUUUUUAGCGAUGUCGCAUUGUCUGUGUCUAGAUGUUUGCUAUGAUGCUAGUUAUUGAGGCCUUAGCUUGCCUCUGAGUGGGUUAUUCAGCUCUCUGUACCUUCUCAGUCAUGUAUGAAUCUUAAUUAGGUUAUGUAGUUUUCCUGUGAGGCUCUGGAUAUUCAGGUACAGGCAGAGGUGGUGGGGAAAGGACAACAUGUAAGUGGAUGAAGGUUUGUGGAUGUGGAUUAGAGAAGAACAAGAGUUAAGAUAAAGGUAUGAAAGGAAGGUAGAGUCUGGUUAUUGCAUGUUCAGUCAUGUCAGAAGAGAAGUGAAAGGCAAAGAAAGAAAGACUGAGCAUCCAGAGUCUUGCUAUUUCAAGGGCUUGUUCUGUAGUGGAUUGGAAAAGCUUUAGUCUGUAAAAAUCAGUAUCAUCUGCAAAUAAACUUUUACAGUCAGAAGAGAAGGGAUUCAACAUGCUUUUAUUACUUGGACUAGAAGACUUAAGUGCUACCUGGCUUAACGGCAUACUGCCAGGCUAAUCUUGUAGUCAGACCAUGCCAUUAACAUGCCAGUAUUAAUAUUGUAAUGAUUUUACAGUAGUCCGUUGUUGCACGGAUGUCUGGUGACCGUCCAUGUCCGUCCUUUUUCCCGCCUCUUGCAAGCGUCUGCAUGACACGUCAAAGGCGAACUUGCCUACAGGUCCCAGCAUGCACCUGUCGGCAGACCGGUGGGGCCAGGCUGAAGGCGAGGGUCAGAACCAUAGCAGACGGCAGGCAAAAAAAAAUGGAUCUGCCUUUUCCUUCAGGACCUUGUCUUUUUUUUUUUUGUUUGUUUUUUUUAAUGGUAUGAGGCCUUACGUAGAUGCCAGCACUGUUAAGAUUUGUGUUCCUGUGAAGCCAUGGUUGUAUAUAUUGGUUGCACUCAGUGGGAUUUGGAGGUUGAGUUGGUGUUCAUUUGAGGAUCACUGCUUGGUUGAAAACAUUUCACCACGGGCCUUUAAAAGAAAAACGGGAAUUUUAUCGUUGAGUUUUCCUUAUCUCGGGCCCGUGGGACUUUCGGGUUCAGUCUGUUAAGAGGGAAAAACCAUUGACACAUUAUUUUAGAAAAACCAUUGACACAUCCAGGUUUAUUACUGUAUAUGUGGUUGUUUUCUGUGUUUAAAAUGUGUCUCGGGGAUAUCUCAAGGUAAUGUGUGGUUCACACAUUGGCCAGCAGGUGGGAGUGUUUAUAUAGGAAAGCAUAUGAAAGUUCAUCCUACAUACUACUAUAUACAUAUAAUAUCAUGUUUAAAUAAGCAUAGAGCUUUGAGCUUGACCCCUGUGACACUCCUGCUGCUAUCCCUAACAUUCAUCAAUCCAACCAGACCCUCCCACUCAGCUACUGCACUUUUACUUUUAUAUUUAACCUUUGUUUUAGUGACACCACUAUUUAGAAGUAUAUAGAUUCUAACCUAUUAAUGAGAAAAUUAGCAUAAUGUGUGGCUGUUGUAACAAUGUCGGCUAACAUUUUGACAUAAGAUUUUUAAUAUAUGUAGCAGUAUUUUUUGCUUUUUUGUUUUCCACAUGUAGAGGCCCACAGAAGGGAAUCCAAAUCAAGCCAAAAGUGUUUUGAAGAAUGGAAUAGUCUUUGCUUACAUGUGUUUGUGAUGCAUUUUGUGUUAAUUGACUAUAACAUAUUUAAUAAAGGAAGAAGCACUUCAGUUUAAUAUUUUGUAUGUGUGUAGGAUUGAAGAGAAGAUGAAAGAAGGCACAUCCAGACUGUUCAUAUCUUUUUAGAUUUGUUGCAGUUGUCAUAUCCAUAUUCUUUGGUUAAAUAUAAAAUUGCCUGUGAUUUCUUAAUGCCUCCACUUUAAGAUCAUGAUCCUCUGUAAACUACUCAUGGCUAUUAUUCAGUUGCCUCUUCCUUUUUUUUUUUUUUUUUUUAAAUAAAGCAAUAGAAACAAAGCCACUGA
This is a messenger RNA of Siniperca chuatsi (mandarin fish), 5452 nucleotides long. RefSeq names its product trafficking protein, kinesin binding 2 (gene trak2). The record is from RefSeq and is a predicted model, not a curated record. The transcript is spliced from 17 exons. NCBI's taxonomy places the organism in Eukaryota, Metazoa, Chordata, Actinopteri, Centrarchiformes, Sinipercidae. Gene Ontology annotation, cellular component: dendrite. Gene Ontology annotation, molecular function: GABA receptor binding. The coding region runs from base 274 to 3342 and encodes 1022 amino acids. Gene Ontology annotation, biological process: anterograde axonal transport of mitochondrion; neurogenesis.